AUGAACACAAACCCUGAGGGACGGCUGCCACAAGAUCCUGCAGCUGUACCACCUACUGUCAUCUCGGUGCUGCAAGAAAAACCAGAGCUGUCUGGAGUUUCGGUUGGCCUCAGAAUCCCGCCAAUUUGGAGAGACAAACUCAGAGGAUGGUUCGCGCACUUCGAAGCCAUAAUGAAAUCACAGAAGAAAGGCGAUCAAGCAAUGUACGAACUAGUACUAGGCCAGCUGGAGCGACAAGACGUCGACGAAAUAUACGACAUUUUGCUACGUCCGCCAGAGGAAAACAAAUACAACGCCAUCAAACAACGCUUACUGCAAGUUUAUGAAGAUUCCGAGCAAAAAAACGUGCAACGUGUCAUCGCCGGUAUGGAGCUCGGCGAUUUGAAACCAUCGCAGCUGCUACGAAGAAUGCAAAACCUCGCUGGUGAUCACCUGUCUGCAGUCACGCUUCGUGCAAUGUGGCUCAAUCAACUGCCAGCCUAUGUGAGUUCGAUCAUUGCUAUCAGCGAAAACACCAGCCUCAGUGAAAUUGCAUUAAUGGCCGAUAAAAUGAUGGACCUACACACACAGCGAGAGAUAUCAGCCAUUAAUCAUCGUCAACAUCUACCCCCUGCUGCGCAACAACAAGAAGUUUUCGCCAUCGACCGUCCGCACUCAUCAUCUUCAAGAUACAACGCGUUAGAAGACAAGAUCGACAAGCUUACAGAAGCUAUUACGCAACUAGUGACGCACAAUAACCAACGAGGACGUUCGCCCUAUCGAAACUGGAGACAGAAUCGGCAAACAUCUCGAUCGAACAGCCGUAACCGAAGCCAGACGCCCAGCAACUCGCCGUACUGCUACUAUCAUCGCAAGUUUGGCCACAACGCAAGAAAAUGUGCAGACAAUUGUACAUUCAUGAAGAAAAAUUUGCCGGAAAACUAG
This is a messenger RNA of Ostrinia furnacalis (Asian corn borer), 924 nucleotides long. RefSeq lists its product as uncharacterized. The coding region runs from base 1 to 924 and encodes 307 amino acids. Lineage: Eukaryota; Metazoa; Arthropoda; Insecta; Lepidoptera; Crambidae. The transcript has a single exon. The record is from RefSeq and is a predicted model, not a curated record.